This is a messenger RNA of Sitodiplosis mosellana (orange wheat blossom midge), 1647 nucleotides long. RefSeq names its product MKI67 FHA domain-interacting nucleolar phosphoprotein. Gene Ontology annotation, molecular function: RNA binding. Gene Ontology annotation, biological process: maturation of LSU-rRNA from tricistronic rRNA transcript (SSU-rRNA, 5.8S rRNA, LSU-rRNA). Gene Ontology annotation, cellular component: nucleolus. The record is from RefSeq and is a predicted model, not a curated record. The transcript has 3 exons. The coding region runs from base 124 to 1476 and encodes 450 amino acids. Lineage: Eukaryota; Metazoa; Arthropoda; Insecta; Diptera; Cecidomyiidae.
CAAAACAUCGUAUUGACAACCGACUUGCUUACUGCACGUGUUUGGUCCUUUAUUUUGGACGGUACGGGUUUUAGCAGUGAUUUGGAUUUAUUUUAAAGGAAAAAAAACUUGUGUAAAACAAAAAUGCCAGCCGUUGCGAAAAAGCCAGCAAAAGUAGCUGCCUCAAAGUCAGACGAUGCCUUGAAAAAGCCGAAGAAGCAAUCUCUGAAGAAAACCCAGAAGACGGCUGAAAUUUUAGCUGCCAAGAAAUUGUCUAAAUUGAAAUCGUCCAAAGCAAUUUCGGAUAAGCUGAAUCGUGCACCAGUUGUAAGGAGACAAAAGGCAAAGCAUCAAUUCGAUCCGACCCGAUUGAAUCGUGGUGUGGUGCUCAUUCACAACCUACCGAGAGGUUUCUUCGAGAAAGAGUUGAAAAAAUAUUUCACUCAGUAUGGCCGUGUGACACGAUUGCGUUUGGCCCGUUCGGAACAAACUGGAGGCAGCAAAGGUUAUGCAUAUAUCGAAUUCAAGUAUCCGGAAGUUGCAAAAGUCGCAGCCGAAUCAAUGAAUGGUUAUCUUAUGUUCCGGCAAAAAUUGCGAACCGUUUACAUUCCACCCGAAGAACAAGACCACGAUUAUUUCAAGCAACCGGUCAAGUUUGUCAAACAAAAACUGGGCAAAGUCAAAUUGGUCACACCGAAAACAGUUCGAGCUGCUAAAGCGGUAGCAAACUAUAAUAAACGUGUUUCAGACGAAGUCAAGGAAAAUCGUGUUGAACGCAGCAAAUACAAAUUGAAUUUCUUACAAAAGAAAUUGGCCAAAGCGGGAAUUGAUAUUGACCUCAGCAGUCAAUUGUAUACACCAGUCAAAAAGGUAGAUAAGGUUAAAAAGGAGGAAAAAGUGGAAAAAGUGGAAAAAGUGCAAAAAGUGGACAAGAAAGAAAAGGCACAGAAGAGGGUAGAGAAGGUAGAGAAGGUGGAAAAGAAAGUUCGCACAAAAUUCGUUACUCCACCAACCCCUGAACCGACUGAGAAGAAGAAGAAAUUGAAAGUUACAGAAGUGAUCGCUGAAAAGCCAAUCAAGUCGAAAAAGAAAGCCGAGGUCAGCGUCGAACCAGAGACACCAAAGAAAAAGAUCCGAACGAACUUUGUCACAGCUCCAACGCCCGAAGCAGUUCCAGAAAAGAAAAAAUCGAAACCUGCACCAAUUAGCUUGGAAAAACCAGUGAAAUCCAAGAAAAAGGCCGCUGCAAAUGUUGUCACUAGCGAAGUAGAGACACCAAAGAAGAAAGUUCGAACCAAUUUCGUUGCUGCACCAACGCCAGAACCAAUUGAAAAGAAAAAGAAAUCCAAACCAGCUGAAGUUAGCCUCGGUAAACCAGUCAAAUUGCAAAAGAAUGCUGACACGAAAAAACAAACGAAACCACAAAAAGUCACAGUCAGUUCCCCGAAAAAUAUCGCCCCAAAAAAGAAUAAGCAAUUGAAAAACAAAAAGAAAUAGUUAGGUGAAUUGACAGGGACUUUUAUAAUCAAAAUUGUUGCAUAAUACUUUUUUUUGAUUUUAUAUUCGAAAAAAAAAAACAAAUAUUUCUUUGAUACAUGUACAAGUUACUAAUCAUAUUCGUGAUUCAUUAAAAUAAAACAAUUGAAUGACGCAAUUGAAAUGACAAAA